Messenger RNA from Haliotis rufescens (red abalone), 1662 nucleotides. Its product is annotated as histidine N-acetyltransferase-like. The transcript is spliced from 4 exons. The record is from RefSeq and is a predicted model, not a curated record. Bases 221 to 1144 code for a protein of 307 amino acids. NCBI's taxonomy places the organism in Eukaryota, Metazoa, Mollusca, Gastropoda, Lepetellida, Haliotidae. Gene Ontology annotation, molecular function: acyltransferase activity, transferring groups other than amino-acyl groups.
CAAGUAUCUUCAAUACGCCAUUAAACCCCGUUUCAUUUCAUCUCGCCUCACUUCAUAUCACUGGCGUCAGAUCAAUAUGAGGCAACUCAGUCAACUGCGCGUUGUUCUGCGAGCCGUGACGAUGACGUAGGGACAGCGUAAUCCGUCUCAGUUUGGAGUAUAACACAGAACACGGAGACAGUCGGCUCUUCGUUUCUUCAACUUACACUCCCCCACAACGAUGUCCAACCAUCUCAUCAGGCAGGCGACAGUUGAAGACUUUGAUGGCGUCAUGAAUAUAGGUGACGUCUACUUUGGCUUGGACUACCUCCGACACGUUUACCACACGAUCAUGGACAACCCCAACGCCACAGGCUACGUCUACGUUAUUGGGGAAGAGAUUAUUGGAUUCACAAGCAUUUACCGGCUUGACGAUGGCAAAACGUUCUUCGUGAGAGCCAGCAGGAUCAAGAGUGGGUUCCGUGGGAAGGGCCUUUAUGGUAAACUGCUGCAUUACGCGUGUGAGGAUCAUAAAAACAUAGAAUCCAUCCAGUAUGAAGCCAUGGUCGUACAUGGUGUCACCUACGAAUCCAAGAGACUCAACCUUGAAAACAACCAUACCCAGCUCGUCCAAAAGUCGGUCCUGAAUUAUCAUUUAGAGCUGGAACGAAUGAAAGUCCCUGGGCAGCCUUUGGAUGCAGUUCUUGAGACGUUUGAUUCGGCGGAAAUGACGUCUUUGUUUGUUGACAAGAAGGCAUGUGAAGCCUUAUUCCCAAGUGGAAGAGUGAUAACAGACUGGGUUCCUCUACGUCUUCUACCCUCAAAUAUGAGGUAUAUCCUGACAGCUGGUGCCACAGCUCUAGCGUCCAGGGACGAAAACGCGAGAGUGUCGCUCCUCACCAUCGGGACCCCAGUGCCUUGUCAAUUAGGACUCAGAUACUGUUUAGACAUUUUUGGAAAUGAUGGCACGGUGUUUCAAGAACACGUCAUACGCCAUAUCGAGUAUAUCAAAAACAUGACAGAUAAAAAUACAAUGAUAGUAAUUAUGAUAGUAGUUGAUCCUUGUUUAGCCAGUGUUGUGGACAAACAGUUGUCAGAUAUGGAUAUUCCUCCCUACGACUUCCAUCCCAAGAGUAUCACGGUAUUUGAAGAUAGCUUCAAGUGACUUUACUAUUUCAGAUGUUUAAUUACACUAACUGUGAAGAUUAUGACUAGGGCGGAGUGGUUAUAGUUCUACUUUGUAUAAUAUCAUGAUAAUGUCAUUGCAUAUGAGAAGCCAGAUAGUUGUUGACCGUUGAACGGAAUUCUUAUGCUUCUGCUUGGUAUAAUGAUUCUCAUGCCAUGGUCUCCUUUCUGAUUGGUCAUAGCUUUCAAAUCACAAUGGCACGUCAGUAAUUUGACGCUUCACCCAUCGCCUGUGAAUACACGUAAGUAAUUCGUCCAGUGGUGGGGACGCAGUGUGUGGAAAAGACGAAUGAAGUACCUGCGAAUACUUUCCUAUCAAAUGGCCAAUGUGACGACACCACUGUCAUCACGAAAACAACUUUGUAUUCAAUCACUCGGUAUAGGAACUAUCACAACGAUUACGUCUUUAUGUAUCAGGAUAACUUCACUUGUGUUGACAUCAAUGUUUCUAAAGAUUGUUUAUAAAAGUGGAAUUAAGUUAUCCAUCUGUAUGUUGAA